Molecule: messenger RNA, 249 nt
Organism: Hyaloscypha bicolor E
Lineage: Eukaryota; Fungi; Ascomycota; Leotiomycetes; Helotiales; Hyaloscyphaceae
Exons: 1
Source: RefSeq, a predicted model, not a curated record
AUCCGUCUUCUAACCCUUCAACCGGGCUUAUUCAACGAUCCUAUUCACUGCCAGCUUGAACAAGUUUCCUUUAGCACUGGACAUGCCUACGAAGCCUUGUUAUACGUCUGGGGAAACGCCAGGGAUACUGCGCCUAUGAUUCUUGAUAGGAUGCCAUACCACAUCACGAAAAACCUGGAACGCGUAUUGCGGUAUUCGCGUUGCAAGGAAUCUCCGAGAGUUCUCUGGGUCGAUGCCAUCUGCUCAUAA